UAGAUUCUCACUUAUUUUACUUAAGCGAUGGCACCAUACACUAAAGAAAAAAAAUCACCUUUGGGUCUUUGGUGUUCAUAUUCCUGUGAAAGAAUCUAGGAUGUUCCAAGAAAAGGCAUUAGCCAAUUGCUUGGAUACAGUAACAACAUCUACUGAAGAUGGUGCUUUCCAAAAAAAAGGCCAUAGUGCAAGAAUCCUUAGCCCAGAGGAAGCUGAGAGACUGGCAAAAGAUCAGGUUUUGGUGUCUGAGUUCAAACAACUGAAACUGGAGAAAGAGGCACAGAAGAACUGGGAUCUAUUUUACAAAAGAAACAGCACCAAUUUCUUCAAAGACAGACAUUGGACAACCAGAGAGUUUGAAGAGUUAAAAGCAUGUCGGGAGUUUGCAGAUCAGAAACUGACCAUUCUGGAAGCAGGCUGCGGGGUUGGGAACUGCUUGUUUCCACUCUUAGAAGAAGAUCUGAAUAUUUUUGCAUACGCCUGUGAUUUCUCUCCUAGAGCUGUUGAGUAUGUGAAGAAAAAUGCCUUAUACAGUACUGAAAGAUGUAACGUGUUCCAGUGUGAUCUUACCAAAGAUGAUCUUCUAGACAAUAUACCAGCAGAUUCUGUGGAUGUUGUCACACUUAUAUUUGUGCUUUCUGCCAUUCAUCCUGACAAAAUGCAUCUUGUUCUGAAGAACAUUUACAAGGUGUUAAAACCAGGCAAGUGUGUCUUGUUCCGAGACUAUGGACUGUAUGAUCAUGCAAUGCUCAGGUUUAAAUCCGGUAGCAAACUUGGAGAAAACUUUUACGUUAGACAAGAUGGGACAAGAUCGUAUUUUUUUACUGAAGAGUUCUUAUCUCAGCUUUUCAAGGCUGAGGGAUAUGAGCAAGUGGUCAAUGAGUAUGUGCAGCGAGAAACUGUGAACAGGAAAGAAGACUUGCGUGUUCCAAGAGUUUUCCUUCAAAGCAAAUUUCAGAAGCCUUUCAGUAAGACAUAAGGUCUUGCCAAUUAGCAACAGCAUUGCUUGUUUAAAACGGAAGUUAGCACAUAACCUUGUGUGUGCUCAUCUCUCUGGUAAACCAGAAAUGACUGCAUCUAGUACCUCUUGCUGACUUUCAUCCUAGGAUGCUAAACAUGAAUGCUAUUUUUACUUCAAUUUUAAGAUGGUUUAGUGAUGCAGGCAACUUGCUGAGUAUCUGUAUUCCUGCUUCUAAAGUAAAACCUGUGUUGGAGGAUCAGGUAAA
Messenger RNA from Acanthisitta chloris (rifleman), 1226 nucleotides. It is a transcript of the gene METTL6, whose product is annotated as methyltransferase like 6. The transcript has 5 exons. Bases 101 to 979 code for a protein of 292 amino acids. NCBI's taxonomy places the organism in Eukaryota, Metazoa, Chordata, Aves, Passeriformes, Acanthisittidae. The record is from RefSeq and is a predicted model, not a curated record.